ACAACCUCUCCUUCAGUGGACACAACUGCUACAAAUGUGACAACUGCAGCAGAACAGACAUCUAUUGCUGAUGCCACUACAGUUGCAGUCACAACUGAGGGAUCAGCUGAGGGAACAACCCCUUCAAUGGAUUUGUCAACUGUUGAUAUGAUAACCACUGCAGAGAAAACAACCACUGUUGAAGCAAUUACAACAGUUGCCACAACAACAAUGGCUGUUGAUACCACUAAAGAGAAUGUAACAACUACUCCUGUUGUGGAUACAACUUCUGCUGGUUUGGAAACCACAUCAGCACAGACAAAUAGUGUUGUAGCCACUGCUACAGUUCGAGCCACAACAAUGACAGCAGAGGUAACAACUAGUUCUUUAGUGGAAACAACUACUGCAGAUGUAACCACAGCAGAACAGACAAAUAGGGUUGAAGUCACUACUACAGUCGGAGUUACAACAACUAAAAUUGAACCAGCAAGCACUGCCUCAGGUGUUUUCAGUACCUCAGGUGCAGAUACCACCACAGCUGAGGUAACAACUAGUCCUGUUGUGGAUACAACUACCGAAGAUGUGACAACCAGAGCAGCACAAACAACUAGUCCUGCAGAAACUACAAUUGAACCAGCAACCACAGUCUCGGGUGUUUUCAGCACCUCAGACACCUCCUCAGCCUCUUUGAAAAUCGCUACUGUUUCUGAGACAACAAUUGCUGAUGUCACCACAGCUAUGAAAAGCACCACUUCAACUCCCCAGACAAAAGCUGAUCAAACCACAAGCACUGAGGCAACUACUAUGACUGAAAGUACCACUGUUGCUGAGACAACUAUUGCAGAUGUAACGACCACUGAAGUGCAAAAAACCACCGUGGAGGUUACCACUGUCAGCGAAGUAACUGCUCUGCCCGAGUCCACAACUCCAGCACAGACAACAUUUGAUGCUGACACUACAGCUGUUGCUGUGACAACAAUAACAAAGGGAACUACCUCGCCAGGCCAGACUAGCAGUGGUGAGUUUACCACAACAACAGGAUUGACAUCUGUUUCUGAGAGUACAACUUCAGAACAGACAACAGCGGUUGCUGAUAUGACUAGUGCUGAAACAACUGUUGUUGUCACUACACCUGUCGCAACAACCUCUCUUGAAAAAUCAGUAACUACGUCUGCUGAAACCACGUUUGCUGAAAGUAUCACUACAGAGCAGGGGGCAACAACAGCUGCACAGACAUCAGCUGUUAUUAGCACAACUGUGGGAAUAACCUCUGACAUUGAGACUACUUUGUCAGAAAGAAGUACAGAAGCUACUGAGAUAAUCACUACUGCAGGAGUGACUACAGAGUCUGUGUCCACCCCUGCUGCAGACACAACAACUGCUGAUGUGGGUGUGACCACUGAUGCUGAGACCACUGCUGCAGAGCCAACUACUGUUGAAAUCACUUCAGCAGCCCAAACAACUGCUGAUGUGACUUUGGCUGUUGAGAGCACAUCUGGUAGAGCCACAAGCACAGUUGAAGCUACAACGUUACCUGGUGAGACAACUGCAGCUGAGAUAGCAACAACCUCUAGUCUCACCACUGAUGUUGAUAUAACAUCUUCUGUGGAAGCAAGUACAGUUGGAGUUUCUUUAGCAUCGGAGACAGCCACUGCAGAGAUUCUCACAACAGGUGGUGUAAGUACAAAUGCUGUGACCAUAUCUCUUCCUGAAACGACUGUUGCUGAUAUCACUACAGCUGUAAAGAGUACAACUGCAGCUGAACCUUUUUCCUUGGCUACCCAAACCACUCAAGCUGAGGUUUCUACAACUUCUGGUAUCACCACUGGUGGUCAAACAACUGCCGAGAUGACUAUUUCCGAUGACACGACAGCUGUGGAAAGCACAACUAGUAGUGCCACAAGCAAAGCUGAAGCUACAAGUACAGUUGUUCAGACCACAGUAUCUGAAGUAACUACCACUCCUGGUGUUACCACUGGUGCUAUCAGCACAUCUACCGAGACACGUACUGUAGAUUCAGAGACAGCUACAUCAGCUGGUACAUCAACAGUAGCCGAGACAAGUUCUGAGGAUAAAGUUACUACAGUUGGUGCCUCAACUGUGAUUGGGAGUACCAUAACAGUACAGUCUACUGUUGAGGAAAGUACCAUCACACCUCCUAUAACAACUUCAGCAGGUGUAACUACUAUUUCAUCUUCGACAACAACUCCAGAAGUAGCAGUAACAGUAACAGCAGCAACUGGUUCUGAGACAACUGCUUCAAAUGAAACUACAUCUGCCGUAACCACCGUUGCAGCCCAAAACAUAACUACAGUAGAAACAACAACUAUUGUGCCUGAAAUAAUCACUGAAGCUGCUAUCACAACAGUUGACUUUAGUUCACCUUUGCAAAAAACUAGUAAGGCCACUACUGGAACGCAGGUUUCAAGAACAAAUGCACCUGAAAUUACCACUGGUAUAGAGGCAACUACUUCAGGUUACACCAUCUCUGGUACUCAGAUUUCAACCAUUGAAGUAGCCACAAAAGGAUUGACUGAGACCACAGCUGCUUCUUUAUUAACAACGACAGGUACAGAUUUUUUGCUAAUAUUAAUAUUUAUUGAAGCAAGUGCAGUUGAAUAUGCCAUAGUUACAUAGGUGUGUUGUGUUUUUUAUAUACAUCCUUACUUUUUGUUUAACUUGUUGAUUGUUUUAAGAACACUGUUUAGUUUUUCAGAAACAACAAGACCAGCAUUUCUUAGGUCACAAAACGUUUGUUUUAUACCAUUCAUAAAAUCCAAAUCUUAACGCUACAAAUGAGGCAAAACUCCAUUUGUGCUCCUUAUCCUGACACCAUUAAUGAAGCACAAGAAAAAUAACAGGUGUAACAGUGACACACACACACUGUGGCUUUUUAAUUUGUACUUGCUCAUUUGUAUGUAAAGAUUUUACACAAUCUAUUCAUUUAUUCAUCUUGAAUCAUUUCAUCAUAUGCAUGCUCUGUGUUUCUGUGUUAUAUUUGUUUAUGUUUGUGUUUUUCAUUUAUAUUCAUUUUCAAAUUCAUGUACUGAUUGAUGCUUUGCAUGUCUUUUAGAAGUUGAUUUUUUUCUACUUUCGUGGGUAUCUGCAGAAAUAAACAUUUGAACUUGUAUAUAUACUUUCUUCAUUUUACCCAGGUUACUUUAGCAUAGUAAGGAUUAGUUUACAGGAUUACUUUACAGAAUUGUUUAAUUCUGCAGAUACAAUGAAGCAAAUCAGGUAUCAAGUAUACUUAAAACCAAAACCUAUAUACAGUGGGUGAAUUUGAAAAUGAAACAUUAGAAUUUUCAUUAUUGUCUAUACUGCUCAUUUCCAUGAACUUACAUGUUGACAUUCACUUCCUUUGUAUUGUGCACCUAACUGAACCCAUUAUUUGUACCUUUACUGCCCAAACCAACUUGCCUAUUACUCCAUAUUCCAUCAAAAACCACUUCCUCAUGGUUUAUCAAUUCGUCCGGGAAUUAAUAUUAUGUAAUAAAAUGUAUUACUAAGGAUAUAAAUAUGUGCUUGGCCGAUUUUAAACGAAUACAUUUAAAACAGGCUUGGGGCCUGGACAAAGAAGGCGAGGGACAUUAUCAUUGACCAGGCCCCAAGCCGGUUUUAAAUGUACUCGUUUACUGACCAAGCACAUAGUUAUUCCCAUUCGUAAAUACCUUCCGGUCAAAAAGUAAAUACAGGUCAAAAAUUAUAAAUUUCCAACGAAUUUGUUCAACAAGUUUACUUCAUACUUUUUAAACACCCUUCUAGCUACAUUUAUACGAAGAUUGGCGUGUGCAUGGCACAUUAAUGCGCGAUGUGGCGCAGAAUGUGGCGGUGCUCAAGUAGUGUGAGUUUAGGACUGAAAUAUGGACUCUUCGGGAGUAUUGCACAUGCCUAAGUGAGAACUGUGAACAUUCAACCAAUAGGACCAUCCAACCAUAGGAGUCCAAAAAGUUAAAAGGUACUAGAUUUCAUAGGAGUCAUAUUUCAUGUGACACCGGAACAUUGUUUAAAACCAGCCAGUCUGUGUUUUAUCAACUGUUUAAAUCCACCCAUGUGAUGGGCUUUUGACCAGUGGGAAUGGGUUACCUGUCUCAGGUAUUUAUGAAUAAUUAACACUGUUGUAGAUGCUUGUGGAUUAAUAUCUUUUCAUCUGUUUGGUUGCAUUUUUUCAACUGUGAGGUUUAAUAUUUAGUUAUUUUCCUCUCAUCAAACGAUAUGACUAUUAAAGAACUGCUUUAUAAUCAAAUGCUAUGUGAAUGUGUUCAAUUAAGCUUAAUAUCAGCAUCUGGCUUAAUAUUGCCAUCAUGAUGGUUGAAGCUGUUGAAACACCCAUUUCAAGUUGUUGAUAUUUCUGACUGCUUGGGACAUGAUAGUCUAAUUGUGAGGCCUUUUUCAUUUUCUAACAUUUAUAAUUGUGUGUAUCUGCGUUUCUUUCAUCUUUGGUUGGGAAUGUGUUUUAAUCAAGUUGUUGGCUGAUUAAUCUGUAACAUUCUAUUCUGAACCCCUUGUGUGAUACAGACCCACUUCACUAACUCAUACAUCCAAGAUGUUACAUUACUCCCUGAUUUCCAGUUUGCCUUGGUCAUAUCCAUGGUGACUCACAUCCGUGUUGUACUUAAGGGGGCAAAAGGCCUUCACUGUGUCAGAGUUGACCUAUAUUGGUAGAAUCAUGUCAACGCUGCUUGUGAAAUAUUGUCCAAUUUCAUGAUAUACGAAUGGACGCGGAACACACAAAAUCUUAGACAAACAAAACUUAGUGUACAAAAACUCCAUAAGGUUGUCUAAGGGGGCAUGGCUAACUCGCAAACGGCUAUAGGUCAAUUACACAGAGAAAUUCAAAUGUGUUUGCUUCAUAUUAUGUCUUCAUCUCAAAAACAGAAAAAAAAUAGAAGGAACCCCUCUUGUUUUUGCUGGUCACAGGGGGCCAGUCAAUAUAUGUAGGCUUUGUACCUGACUGACUCACUGACUCAUGGAAUGUCUAAUUGAAUGUCUCACUGACUGACUCAUACUUAAUAAUUGCACUUGUUCAAGUCUCCAACUGACUUACUCCCCUUGUGAAUGCGACUGUUCACCUAUCUCACUGACUGACUCUCACUUGUGAAUUAGACUGUUUACCUAUUUCACUAACUGACGUGUGUUACUUGAUAGUUAGACUUGUUACCUAUCUCACUGACUGACUGACUGUCAGUUCUGAAUUAGACUGGUUACCUCUUUCCAACACGUAGACCUCUACUGUUUAUUGUACGAACAUUUUAGCAAUUCUAUAUCAGUUGAAUAGGGUUUUGUGCCCUCUGUGACCAGCUUUACAAGGCCUGUCUUGUCUAGUUUGAAUCAUAUUCAAACAAGCUAUUGAAACUAAAAAAACAGACAUGGCGAAGUAUACCAUGGUUAGAAAGCAAAUCACAUUUUGAUAUUUGUGUAUUUCCCUUCCUAACUAAACUCUGCUUUUGUGUGUUCUUGCUGUUCCACAUGAUUUUCUUUUGUUUGACGUUAAGUCAAAUAUGGCAUAUGUUUACAAGAGCAGAAAGUUCUUUCACUAAACGUCUUCUAAAUACUAGUUUUGCAAUUACUGAGUUGAAUUUACUUGCAACUGAAGCUACAUAUACUUCAUACCCAAUGUGCAAUGCUUCCCAGUUUGAGAGAUGCAUUGUACAAUGCUUAGUGAUCGAAGUACAUUGCAACUGAAUUUGAUGCAGCAAAUUUUUGUGGUUUUAUUGAAUAUUUAUUCUAGAGAUUAAAAUUUCUGUAGCCAUUAAUACUUUGAAUCACAAUCAACUCUGAGUAUGCAUUGUUGGCUGCUGUCCUGAAGACAGAGAAAGUCAUUCUUCCUGCAGCGAACAUUUCAAAUAUCACUUUUAUUUUUGUGCCAUUUAAAUAUUUAUAUAGUAAUGGAUGGCUUUGAGGGGGAUUCAAGAAUAUAUUGCACCAGCUGUAACAAUAUUGCCUGAGUGGAAGACAAGUACAAUAUUGUCAUAGCAAGUGCAAUAUAUUCUUGUGUCCUCCGAAAAUAUAAAGCCAUGCAAUAUUAUUAUUAUUUAUAUCGGGCUGACCUGUUUUCGCAAAAAAUACAUUUCAGUAUACUGUCUUCAUUUCCCCUGUUUCGUCGAAUUGUUUUUCACUUACCGAAACAACUUUCAUGCCGCUUGAAGCUGCCAUUGCGGAUGUUGACAACAGUGUGCGUGUAACCUGGUGCUUGCUGCGGGCGCAUCCAUGUGCGAUGGUACUGCGCGACGCUCGGUUGACUGGUUGUCAACUGAGCUUCUCUGCUCUUGAUCUUUCAGGAACCAGCGAAAAUGCCCGGAUUAGGGCAAUAUCAAAAGUAACAUUGUCUUCAUACGGGUGAUUUUACUGACAUAAUAUUGCUAUCAUCCAGGUCCUUUUUUUCUGAUAGCAAACAAUGCGCUGAUUUAUUUUUACCGCUGGAAAGCCUGAUAUAAAUAGUAAUGUUUAAUAUUCAUUCUCCAUGCUCUUGUUUAUUUUCUUCCAAGAAUGUUACAAUAACUUUAAUUUGUUACGUACCAUGCAUUUAUCUUGUUUCAUUUCUUGUUUUUUUUUAAUAUUCAUGCGUAAAAUAGCUAUUUUUGACAGUUAUUGAUGUCUUUUCAUAUUCUCCAUUAAUCAAUAUGUAGUUUGAGUGAAUUUGAGAUGCUAUCCAUUUGUUUUAUUUGUCCUGUACAUAAUUAUGUUUGCCUCUUUAAUUACUCAAAAUACAGGAUGAGUAAAACAAAAGGGGAACCCAAACCUUAAGAAAUCUAUUU
Patiria miniata (bat star) is the source of this 6737-nucleotide messenger RNA. Its product is annotated as mucin-22-like. NCBI's taxonomy places the organism in Eukaryota, Metazoa, Echinodermata, Asteroidea, Valvatida, Asterinidae. The transcript is spliced from 7 exons. The coding region runs from base 127 to 2616 and encodes 829 amino acids. The record is from RefSeq and is a predicted model, not a curated record.